ACUAAUAAUUGCGAAUAAUUGCGUCUUAUCAAUUCCCCUCUCGUACUAACUCAGUUUUAGUUUCUUUGGAUACUUCUCACUGGUCGCACCGCAGGAAAUUGUAACAUUUUAAAUAUUUCAACACCUCUCAUAUCAAAAAUACAAACAUGCCCGGUUGCGACUGGAUACCUGGAAUUGCGCAAAUAAAAUCUACCGUUCAACUUUUAACAGGCGACGCUGAAGGUGCAGCAAGAACGCAACAGAAUUUUAUAAGGGAAUGUCCCGUCGUAUCACAAGUAACUUCAGUUGUCCAACUUGCUUCUGGUGAUAAAAAAGGCGCCGCGGAAACUCAGAAACGUUGCUUAGGCACAAUUAAUAACGUCGCAAAUGGUUUACCUGUAGUUGGUCAUGUGAAGGGAGUCAUUCACCAUGCAGUUGGUGACCACGAAGGUGGUAAUCAAGCCCUUAACGCAGCAACGCGUACAACAGUAGUUCUUGGUGCGGGCGCUGCUGCUGCGGUAGCCACAGGUGGUUUGGCUGCCAUUCCUGCAGGCAUUGCUGCCGGAUCUACAUACGAUACUGUUGAUUCAGUUAUUUCUGACAAACCGAAAGGAAUUAUAUCGGCCAUUCGUAAUGUUAAAGAUAAUCCGAAUGGCGGUACUUUUUUUGAUGCAGGUAUUGCUAUUGUGGGUGAUGGGAUGACAGGAUAUGCGGGUGGUAAUAUUGGUACGAAAAUUGCGAAUAAUGUUAAAGUGGGCCAACUUGAAGCUGCACAAGCGAGUAAAGUGGAACAGCUUACAAAUGGAUUAGGUGAAAUGCCGUCAGGUGAUGCUAUAAAAUUGGGAAAUGAAAUAACGUCUUUGGGAAACGAGAUCAAUGCGAUAAAAAACCAAGGAGUACCCCAGCACUUUUAUGAUGUUAAAACUAAACAACAUGUUAUCGAAACUUCGGGUGGUCAAGUUAAUGUUGCACCUGUCCCUGGACUUGAACGGCCAGGAACCACAGCUGAAAGACCAGGAAGUUCUGGCGAAAGACCAGGAACUUCCGGUGAAAGACCAGGAACUUCCGGCGAAAGACCACAACAAACAACUGAAGUGAUAGAAGAUGGUUUCGAUUGUGACUUAUAUGCUGAUGAGCCACUUACAUGCAACUUAAGUCCAGCAAGGAAAGAUGAAAUCCUUCGCAAUUACAAAGACCAAAUUCCUCAACAAAAUCCGAUAACGACUCAACAUCCAAAUUCAAGACUCCCAACCCAAACCGAACUCAACCGAAUUAAACAGGACCGACAACCACCUCAAAAUACUGCAAGCGAUUCUAUCGCUGAACUUCAACUUCAACGGUGGCUACCAUUGCAAAUGCCACAACAAUUUCGAAAUACAAGUGCCGGUUUGCUCAAUGAUACCCAGCAUGGGUUUUUGCAUACUUUUGCACGUCAUUGGGAUCAAUGGAGUCAAUUUAUUCCAGAGAUCAACUCAUUAAUGCAGAGAGAACUUUCAAUUUUGCAACCGGUCUUGAGGCGAAUUCAAAGCGCACGAAACGCAACAGUAGCCAGAGAUGCUAACCGAGAAUUAAGUAGAUUAUUAGCUUCGUGUACUGAUGGAAGUCUUUUGGCUACUUUACGUAGAGUGCAAAUUCUCAUUUGGAAAUAUAUGCAGGACCGUGUGGUCUCAGCAAACUAUAUCGGCGAAGGCUUAAAUGGACGUGGUCAAGUUCAAGUCUAUUUCCGAGUUGGCAAUCAAAUUAUGGUCGUGUGUGUAUCAAGAGAAUUGUAUCCAGCUGUUCCAGCAAUGGGUGAUGGACGUCCAAUUAGAACAGUUACAACAGUUUUCUUUAUAGAUCCGGCUUCACUUGUGAAUGUCCUCAUUCGAGCUGUUUGGAAUUAAAGUACUAUCUCCCGCUGGUGUUAUCACCACGACAUUGAUUGAGUAAUUUAAGUAACAUUGAUGAACAUUAA
Bradysia coprophila is the source of this 1933-nucleotide messenger RNA. RefSeq lists its product as uncharacterized. The record is from RefSeq and is a predicted model, not a curated record. NCBI's taxonomy places the organism in Eukaryota, Metazoa, Arthropoda, Insecta, Diptera, Sciaridae.